Molecule: messenger RNA, 5150 nt
Organism: Chara braunii
Lineage: Eukaryota; Viridiplantae; Streptophyta; Charophyceae; Charales; Characeae
Source: the annotation of a GenBank genome assembly
GGGAGGAGUGCUGCGCCGCUGGAGAUCUGAGGUGACAGACAAUCGGAUGUAUCUGACUGCAAUUACGACCUGUCCUGUAUGUAAUUAAGUGGUGACAUGCACACGCUGGUCGCCAUAGCCGGUCUUCUUCUUGUGACGGGAGCUACUGUCUUCCCGCGAACACAACGCACCCUGAUAACCAAUGUAUACAAGCUAUCUCUCCGGUCCGAUGCAGGGAAAAUGAGGAUGCGUCGGUGCAGCCAAAAUGACGGCGGGCGCAUUGUGUUAGGGGGAAGACGCUAGCAGCUCGUGCCUGGGAGGAUGGCUGUGUGGGUGUAGCGGCUAGCAAGCCACAACUGAGCUUGCUUGUAUAACAGGUCGUUCUCCUUCGGAGAGCGAUCCUGCAGUCGUUGCUGAAGUUGAAUUGGUGAGUGGAGGACGAUCAGGCAGGCAUAGCUGAUCUUGUAUCUUAGAUAGGAGGAGGAGGAGGAGGAGGAGGGGGAGAAGCGGGAGCCAUGGCGGGAGGUACAACGUCGGACGGGAUCCUGGCCAAGCCUCAUGACUCGCUGGAGUUCUCGCUGCCGCUUUUCAUCAUCCAGCUCACCAUCGUACUGGCACUGACGCGUUUCUUGGCCUUGUUACUGCGCCCGCUCAGGCAGCCACGUGUCAUCGCCGAGGUCAUCGGUGGAAUCUUAUUGGGACCUACGGCGCUUGGGAACAUCGAUGGCUUCACAGCUAAACUGUUUAAUAAAGAUUCCUUGAAGCGGCUCGACCUGGUUGCGAAUUUUGGACUUACGUUCUUCUUGUUCAUGGUGGGGCUGGAGUUGGACCCAGACGCUCUAAAAGCAUCCGGCACAAUAACUACCGCCAUAUCCAUUGCGGGAAUGUUUUUUCCAUUUGUGCUUGGAAUCGGAGUGUCGUUUUUCUUAUACAAUGAUACCGAUACAAUGGAAGGGCUUAAGGACGCUAACAGCAAGAUAGGCUUUGGUCCCUUUCUGGUAUUUAUGGGGGUGGCCAUGGCGAUCACCGCGUUCCCAGUCCUCGCUCGUAUUUUGGCUGAGUUCAAGCUGCUCACAACAGAGAUUGGAGGGUUAGCGAUGUCCGCAGCUGCGGUUGACGACAUCAUGGCAUGGGUUCUUCUUGCGCUCGCCGUCGCCCUCGCGAACGCGCACGGGUCAAAUCCUGUGGUUGCUUUGUAUGACCUGCUCAUGGGAGUGGGGUUUGUCAUCGUGAUGUUUGUGGCCGUUAGGCCGCUUGUGAAGAAAUUCGUCCAGAAGGUGACAACGGACGACCACAUCCCAGAGUACCUUGUCACCUUGUCGUUCAUUGGCUGCCUUUUAUCAGGAUUUCUUACAGACCUGAUGGGCAUCCAUGUGAUUUUUGGAGCGUUCUUGUUCGGCCUAAUUCUACCCAAGGAGGGGAAUUUUGCGCAUUCACUGAUAUCAAAGCUGGAAGAUUUUGUUGGCACGCUUUUGCUUCCACUCUAUUUUGUGAGUUCGGGACUCAAAACAGAAGUGGCAUCAGUAAACAGCAUCAAAUUGUUUGGGGUUCUGGUUCUUGUUAUUGCAACGGCGACGGCUGGCAAGGUGUGUGGUGUAUAUUUUGCGGCCAGGUUGUCAAAGCUACCUCCCAGGAAGGCUCUCACCUUCGGCGUGUUGAUGAACACCAAAGGGCUUGUUGAGCUCAUCGUGCUCAACAUUGGAUACGAAAAGAAUGUGAUUGGCAAAACACUUUUCACAAUCAUGGUUCUCAUGGCACUUUUUACGACUUUCGUCACGUCCCCCAUCGUUGCGUAUCUGACAAAGCGUGACCAACCUGUUUCAUAUGAUGCACGGACAAUCGCUAGUUACGAAGCAGCAGAUGAUGCAUCAGAUUUGAGAUUGUUCAUGUGCGCUCAUGGUCUACGUAAUAUUCCGGCGCUCGCGCAUUUGUCAGACCUGUCGAAAGGGCGCAGUGGGGGGCGGAAGAAAAAGGGAUUGCGUGUGUAUCUUCUGCACUUGGUGGAGUACACAGAGAGAUCUUCGUCACUUAUGCUUGUUGCAAAGGCGAGGAAAGGCGGAAAGCCGACUGUGAGCAAGAAAAUACCGGGGAUCGAUGAUGUUGGAUCCAUGUUCCAGACAUACGGGAGAUUAGCGAAGGUGAAUGUGAAGACAAUGAUGGUCGUCUCGGGCACGAGCGAUAUGCAUGAGGAUAUCUGUUCCACCGCUGUGGACAAGAAAGCAAACAUGGUUGUUCUUCCCUUCCACAAGUACCUAGGCGCUGACGGGUCUGUCGACGCCAAUCUUGUGGGAUUCCAUCGCGUGAAUCUUCGGGUCCUGAGGCACGCACCCUGCUCGGUUGGAAUCCUGAUUGACCGUGGGUUUGGAGGAUCGGCCAAUGUGCCAUCGAGCGAGACUUCGUAUGAUAUCCUUCUCUUAUUUUUCGGCGGUCCAGACGACCGCGAGGCGCUCGCUUAUGCGAGCCGAAUGCUCGGCCACCCCAACGUGAACUUGCGUGUUGUUCGCUUCAAGGCAUUGACUCCAAAGGAUGUCACAGUGCAUGUGGGUGUAGAGGUGUCCGGGCAGCAUUCACAGCGGCACUCCCGCUUCCACUGGCCUGGGGGCAGUGCUCAUCACCGCCAGCCUCAAGAGAUAUCGGCGAAGGAGAAGGAGAUUGCUCUCGAGGAGAGCAAGCGCUACGCUGCUGCCGAGGCAUCACAGGACGAGGUUGCACUCGAAAUGCUGAGGACAAAGAUAUCUUCUCCGGCAGAUGAGAAGAGCUCUCAACAAGCCACCCAGCCUUCCCCACAGUGCACUAUCGAAGAGGUGCAAACCGAUGAUGUUAUCCAAGCGGCAGUUCGCGCUGCCAGUGUGCGGAAUAUUGACCUCAUUGUUGUGGGGCGCGGGCGCAGACCAGCACCUAUUGUUGCCAGCGUUCCAGUUCAGGACCACGCCAACCGUGUGGAUUCUCACGAACUCGGAGUCAUCGGUGAUGCGCUGGUGGCCACUGACACGGUUGUCAAGGCAUCAAUCCUGAUUAUUCAGCAGCAUGACGCCGAUCUAGUCGGAGUCCCGACAGGGCAGUCAUCAAGGUUUCCAGUUACGACAGCAGCUUUGACUCAGUCGGGGCGAAAGGCGAGAGACAUAAGCAAAAACGGCAAGGGUCAAGAAGCAAAAGACAUCGAAGGGAAACAUGUUGACAAGCAGGGGCCAUGAUCAGAAAGGGUUUUCUUGGUCGCUUGUGUCGUCCAUCCAGCCCUGCAAUCCCAGGGCAUGAGUGGAUGGCAUAUCUGAUUCACCGUAACUCACAGAGAACUGCUUUGUGGGAGAGGGUGCUGCUUUGUGCGGUGGAAACACAUCCACGAAGGCAAAUGCCGAAAGUGUUUGGCCAUACGUGCAGCAGGUUGGAUGUCGUGAGUUUAAGAGAGAGAGAGUGUGUGACCACUGCAACCAUGCCGGGGUGUGUUGGAUGUCACAACGGCCCAACGGGUAUGGGUCCGCUUGUGAAUCAUGGUUCCUGUGUCUAAGUAAGACAUCCGAAACGUUCUGGCAGAGAUGGCCAGCUCGAUACCCUGUAUGGGUGUGGUGGAUCGAAGGAGGAAGGUACUUCUUACCUGCUUGAUAUGACAUGAACAGUGUUGAAAUGAACCUCGACAGUUCACGACUGUACGCUUCAAGAUGGCAAGAUGGCUGAUCAUCAUUCUGUGUUCUGUAAUGGCCACUGCACCGAACUGUCAAAAGCUUCUGCAUCAUACUGCAUGCGCCGUGGUCUUUCACAAACGCCCCUGGGAAGGAAGAUUUGUGCACAGCGGUGAUGGUGGAGGUGGUCUGGAUCCCGACUUGUUAUGCAAAGGCGGCCUUAAACGAAGGGAGGUUGUACUGUAACAAAAAUCUCCCUGGGGGUCAACAGCUUUCACCCUUGUCUCAUAUUUAUGGUGAUGGAGGGAGUGUUGCCGUUGCUCGGGCAUGAUAAGGUUUCAGUAACAACUGGUAAAAAAAAAAAAAAAAAAAAAAAAAGAAGGGGUUCUUGAGACAACUGGUGCUAGCUGUGCAAGUUGUCAAAGUUGGAGUGGAGUAACACAGCUAGCUGUACACUUUUGGAACUAGUUGUGUUAUUUUUUGCUCUUCUUCCCCCAAACAUAACGCACCCUGAAAAUGAACGUACAGAAGCUAUGUUUCUGGCACAAUACAGUAAAAAUGAGGGUGCGUUGUGUUCCCGGGAAGACCGCAGUUACAUGGAAUAUCGUGAGACUUUCUUUGUCGUUAAGAAAAAAAAGAAAAAAAAAGGGUAUGUAGUGUGAACGAAUGGAAGGUAAUAGAGAAAGAUUGGUGCAUGGGAUUCUGCAGUGGAUUGCCUGCUGCUCUUCACCGGUUCGCCAGUUGUAGCAGCUAGAAGAAGAGAGCGGCAAAUGCUUCAUUGACAUUGGGGAUGCGAACGCCGAAUGGAUGCCGGCGUCCACAGCAUUGUUGUCGUGAGGGAAAUGAUUUAUGCCGAGGGAGCCUCAGGGAGGGGAGAAGGCAAAUGGCUUAUGCCGAGGGAGGGGAAAGUGAGGUAGUCGUUGCUGUAAGAAGCAGUGCAGCCACCUUCAAGGAGUGGCAACGGUAAAUGGCAUUUGCUACUGCCUCUGUGAGGCCUACUCACGCUAGCACUCUCCUAAAUGCAUCUCGCCGCAAUUGCGGCCAGAGCUGGAUGCAUCCGACUGCAACAACUUCCAAAGCUCAGGUGAAAAAGUCCUACUGUGAAUAUGCGCUGAGUGCAACAAUGGACCACACUUAUCUGGGCCUUUUUUUCUUUUUUUUUUUCUUUUUUUUGGGACAAGUGCUCCAGUCUAUUCGUGGGGAGCAACAUGUGCUGGGAACCGGGCCCAGCAUCCCAUACACUUAUCUGGGCCUAUAUCGAGUAAGGGAAGAGUUUCUGGUCCUAUGACAAGAGAGGGGCAUCUGAGCCUCCACCGAGGGAGGGUGGGUCCAUGCCAAAGGAGGGCUCUCCUCCAGUAUUGGCCCAUACUGGCGCAUACAUCAGCCGCUGGCCCCUCACAUUAAUGCACCGCGACUUUCGGGGCUGAGCGGCAGUGGAUAAACCUCAACAAUGGCCUUUGUCGCAUAAUGAAAAGACCCGGUGAGGGGCCCGGGGUUGAUUUAUGGGCCAAGUACAGCCUUGCAAGAUUUCUUCAUGCCUCAGUCCAAACAUUU